Molecule: messenger RNA, 1427 nt
Organism: Durio zibethinus
Lineage: Eukaryota; Viridiplantae; Streptophyta; Magnoliopsida; Malvales; Malvaceae
Product: F-box family protein
Molecular function (GO): protein binding
Source: RefSeq, a predicted model, not a curated record
CAGGCAUUUGCUUCCAGAUCUCUUUUUUGAGUGAGAAAAGAUUGCCGCAAACGACGCUCUUAGCUUAGGAAAGUAGAGCGGCAACAUGAAGCAAAAUACAUGGCCAGAUCGAUCCGACGGCUUUGGAUUCACUGCUUUUCCGUUGUCGAAACCGAACGAUAGCGGAGGAAAGACGAAAUUAUCCCGGCGUUCCAUAUUCAGUUCAAAACUGGCGUCAUCCCCAAUGGACGGUCCUGAUUUCUCGGCUCUCCCUUUCGACAUAUUAACGAAAAUCGCGGCAUCGUUUAAUUUCCCCAAUCUUCUAGCAACGUCGCUGGUGUGCAGGUCAUGGAGGGACGGGCUUCGCCCGUUGAGGGAAGCGAUGUUGCUGCUGCGUUACGGGAAAAGGUACAAGCACGGUCGAGGCGGUGUUCGACGCAAUUUGGAGAAAGCUCUCGACUCCUUCUUGAAAGGCGCUGCCCGUGGCUGCUCGCUCGCUAUGGUCGAUGCAGGGCUUAUUUACUGGGAAAGGGGUCAAAAGGAAGAGGCAAUUGCUCUUUAUCAGAAAGCCGCUGCCCUUGGCGACCCUGCUGGCCAGUGCAAUCUGGGAAUUUCAUACUUGCACGCUCAACCUCAAAAUCAUAAGGAAGCUGUAAAAUGGUUGCAUCAAGCUUCACUUGGGGGCCAUGUUCGAGCUCAAUACCAGCUGGCUCUUUGCCUGCAUCAAGGUCUUGGGGUGGAUCGAAAUCUUCACGAAGCUGCUAGAUGGUAUCUAAAAGCCGCUGAAGGUGGGUACGUACGUGCAAUGUACAAUGCUUCGCUUUGUUAUACAUAUGGGGAAGGUUUGUCACAUAGUCGUAGACAAGCAAGGAAAUGGAUGAAGAGGGCAGCUGAUCGUGGUCAUAGCAAAGCUCAAUUUGAGCAUGGACUUGCUCUAUUUUCCGAAGGGGAAAUGAUGAAAGCUGUAGUGUACCUUGAACUUGCUACACGUUCUGGUGAAACGGCUGCAACUCAUGUCAAAAAUGUAAUUCUCCAGCAACUCUCUGCAACAUCUCGUGACCGUGCCCUGCUUAUUGCUGACAAUUGGCCUGCUUUGCCUUCAUCACGCUGAGUAUAUCAUGACUGUUUAUUAAACUUUCUCAUAUAAUCCUGUAAUUGCGUCUUCUUUUUGCUUGUCUUCUUAUGUUUGAAGAGUGACUGUUAUAGUAUAUAGAUGUUUCAGAUACUUGGUAUAUUUCAAUAAUACCAAUAGUAAAACAUGUUAUGAGUUAAACUACCUUUCUUUUCAAAACAAUUAAUGCAUUCUUCUCACACGUGGAUUGACAAUUCGAUGUGUAAUUAUUUCUGCGAUAUGUUGAUCAAUCACGAUUGAUGGUAAAACAUUUGUGUUUGAGAUUGCUAAUCAGGAUAUAUUGUUUGUGUAAGUGCAAAAAAAAAAAAAAAAAAAA